GUAGAACACGCUUGCCUGGUGUGAACUUGACCCCGUGGGGAGGGAGGCUCAGUGUAGAACACGCUUGCCUGGUGUGAACUUGACCCCGUGGGGAGGGGGGCAUAGAACAAGACUUAUGUUGGGGUGAGGCUGUAGAUCAUUAACAUCGUAUAAGGAAACCAGUGCUAGUUUCAGUCCAGGGAAGGUCAAGGCCAGCCAGGUCUCCGUCUGGACGUGGAGACAGCCUUCCCUAUUCAUUUUCAUGUUGGCAAAAUGAGUUUGCUCUUAAGUUAAAAAAGCAAGGCUGGCCCUUGUCAGAACGGAAGUGAACUCCAGGGCAGAGCUCCUGGUUUUGACUCUGGUUUUCUCCACCAGGAAGAAGUCCCAGAGGCUCCAUUACAAUUCACAAUAAACACUAAAAUGUCAGGCUGCACAGCAUUUAAGAUGCGGUUAGUCCAUUUGGACCUUAAGGGAGCGCCCCCCAAGAUCUCCUACUUCUCAGAGCUCUUCCCCCUGCUCCGGGCUCUCGGUGCAAAUGGCCUUCUCAUCGAGUACGAGGACAUGUUUCCCUACGAGGGCCAGCUGAGGCUGCUGCGGGCCACGCAUGCGUACAGCCCCUCUGAAGUGGCAGAGCUCCUGCGCCUGGCCAGAUGCAGCGAGCUGGAGGUCAUCCCCCUGGUGCAGACAUUUGGACACAUGGAGUUUGUGCUGAAGCACGCAGCAUUUGCUCACCUCCGAGAAGUAGCCUGUUUCCCCAACACUCUGAACCCUCAUGCGGCCGAGUCCCUGGCGCUGGUGGGGGCCAUGGCUGACCAGGUUCUAGAGCUGCACAGGAACGCACGCUGGCUGCACAUCGGGUGUGACGAGGUCUACUACCUGGGCGAGGGGGAGGCCUCCAGGCAGUGGCUGCAGCAGAGGCAGAACAGCCCCGAGCAGCUGUGUCUGUCCCACAUGCGGGCGGUGGCCAGCCAUGUGCAAGCGCGGCACCCUGGCACCACGGCCCUGGUGUGGGAUGACAUGCUGCGGGACGUGCCUGGGGACCAGCUGGCAGCCUCCGGAGUGCCGCAGCUGGUGGAGCCUGUGCUCUGGGACUACGGGGCUGACCUGGACAUCCACGGCAAGGUGCUUCUCAUGGAAAAGUACCGGGAAUGCGGCUUCUCACGGCUGUGGGCAGCCAGCGCCUUCAAGGGGGCCACGGGGCCCAGCCAGGCCCUGCCGCCUGUGGAGCACCACCUCCGGAACCACGAGCAGUGGCUGCGGGUGGCUGGCAGCGGGCCCGCGGACAUGCUGCAGGGCAUCGUCCUGACCGGCUGGCAGAGAUACGACCACUUCUCCGUGCUGUGCGAGCUGCUUCCCGUGGCGAUCCCGUCCCUGGCUGCCUGUCUGCAGCUGCUUCUCCACGGGAGCUUCACUGAAGAGGUUAAGCAGUCAGUGGAGAACUUCCUUGGAGUUUCCAGCCUGGAGAUAACAGCUGUGAGUGAGGGAGCUGGCUCCUUCCCAGGCAGCCACAUCCACGCCCUGGUCACACAAGUCAGCCUCCACCUGCGCAGCUCUGUGGACGCACUGCUGGAGAGGAACAGGUACGUCACUGGCUGGUUCAGCCCCUACCAUCGCAGACGAAAGCGCGUCCACCCUGUCAUGGUCCAGCACAUACAGCCAGAGGCCCUCAGGCUCCUGGGCAGGUGGCGCACCCUCCUGCAGCAGCUGGAGGCGGCCCUGCAGCUGGCCUUCUACCCUGAUACCGUGGAGGAGUGGCUGGAGGAGAAUGUGCACCCCAGCAUGCAGCGGCUGCAGAGUCUGCUGCAGGACCUCCAGGAAGCAGCCGCGCCCCAGCCCUUGCCCAACAGCCCCGGGGGGGGUCCAAGUCAGGACCCUUGAGGGCCUCCUGGCGCGGGCUGGGCCUGGGCUACCAUCCUGGGCAGUACUGGGCUGAAGUGGCCCCCUCCCCCCAGGAACGCUUCCUGCUGAGUGUCAGGCCGCUGUGGCCAGCUACUCCGCAGAGCAAGCAGGACCUUUGGAGAAGGCAGCAGACACGGAAGGCACACGGGGGCCUGCUAACAAUCUGCAUGUUGAGCUUUAUUCAUUCUAAAAUUAAAGACAGAAGCAGUAUUCCACAGAAAGGCUUCUUUACCAGCGCCCUGCCAUGCAGGGCUUCACACCCCCAGAACCUACUCCCCGCCCUGGGGG
This is a messenger RNA of Dipodomys ordii (Ord's kangaroo rat), 2166 nucleotides long. RefSeq names its product hexosaminidase (glycosyl hydrolase family 20, catalytic domain) containing (gene Hexd). Gene Ontology annotation, biological process: carbohydrate metabolic process. The transcript has 12 exons. Gene Ontology annotation, molecular function: hexosaminidase activity. The coding region runs from base 400 to 1857 and encodes 485 amino acids. Lineage: Eukaryota; Metazoa; Chordata; Mammalia; Rodentia; Heteromyidae. The record is from RefSeq and is a predicted model, not a curated record.